Messenger RNA from Fusarium venenatum, 288 nucleotides. The record is from RefSeq and is a predicted model, not a curated record. Lineage: Eukaryota; Fungi; Ascomycota; Sordariomycetes; Hypocreales; Nectriaceae.
AUGUUGUUAUGUGAUCAGAUGCAGAAGUUUGCCACUGUCACGAAGUAUACAGAUAUGAACUACCAAGCUGGAAGCUUUCCAAAUACAGGUUUGUUAUGUUGCUUGAAAGAACCUACCCGGGACUUGACAGUGGAUCAUGUAAUGUCUAUGCUUCUUGAUAAGAACGGCGACUAUGGCUUUGUCCCUCCCGAAGGCAACCUGAACCAUGGCAUCAUCGCAUCAGCAGAUCAGACGAAUCCACACGGAAGACGGGCCAUGCACGUGUCGUCUCUUGUUCCUGACGAUUAG